CAACGCUGCCACCGAUUCUAAGCACUCCACAAUUAAUAUGGCGCCACAGUAAAAAGGCUUCACAUGGUAUAGCGAUGACGUGAGUUGGGGUCAUGGAGCAAUAUCUAUAAAGAGACAACGCAAAGGGGGGAAUUUGGUUCUUGUUUGCAUUGGACUUAAAGCAGUAACUACACCAUGCCAGUCUCCAGGAGGCAUCGACAGGAUAAAGCUAGGAACGUGCCACCGCAGGAUCCCCAGUCAGCGCUCGACCUACGUUCCUACGCCCAAGAUUCUUGUCUGAGCAUGGAGAAUAAGCACGCCCAGGAUGCCAAUGCCUCGAACCUUCAUGGCAAUCCCACCGUAGCAGGCGUUCAAUCCGGCGCUAACCCUCAUUACCAGAAUACACCGACCAAAGGCAGCUCAACUUACAUUUCGAGGAGUCACAAGCAUAAUAAGCAAAUAUUCAACCUUCCGCCUCCGGCGCUUCGAACGACGUCAGACAGCUGGUCAACUCAAGCCACGCAGGGCGACACGACCAGCCUUACCGAUCCCAAUAGCGACACCACUUCCUAUUUUUCUCAAUACACUCAAAACACUCCCGUCCUUAGUGUCCCAACGUACCGAAAUUCAACCCCUCCCUCAGUUCUCCCAACAACAAACACACUUGCCACGAAAGGAACUGAUGAACUGAAAUCGCAAGAGGUGAACGAACUAGCAGAGCAACAAGCAGCAGAAGCUCUGGCAUUGCAAAUGCAGAGAGCAGAACUUGCGGAAGCCGAAAGGCUCGAAAACGCAGCGCUGGCAGCACGGGGACGCGCUGUUGCCUAUGGUGCACAUCCAUCACAUGGCAGAUUGUACGGAAGUCCUAGUGAGGACCGAUAGGGCUACCCAUACUCAGGGCAGGGCCCGCCUCGCUUUAUCUGACUGUCCAAUUGC
Molecule: messenger RNA, 915 nt
Organism: Cantharellus anzutake
Lineage: Eukaryota; Fungi; Basidiomycota; Agaricomycetes; Cantharellales; Hydnaceae
Exons: 3
Coding region: 175-861 (228 amino acids)
Source: RefSeq, a predicted model, not a curated record